Messenger RNA from Talaromyces proteolyticus, 1865 nucleotides. RefSeq names its product major facilitator superfamily domain-containing protein. The transcript has 5 exons. The coding region runs from base 241 to 1722 and encodes 493 amino acids. Lineage: Eukaryota; Fungi; Ascomycota; Eurotiomycetes; Eurotiales; Trichocomaceae. The record is from RefSeq and is a predicted model, not a curated record. Gene Ontology annotation, biological process: transmembrane transport. Gene Ontology annotation, molecular function: transmembrane transporter activity. Gene Ontology annotation, cellular component: membrane.
GCACUUUGCACUGUCGUGAUCGAGUGGGUGUCCGACUACGCUGAGACCGAAGAAUCGCCAUUUUAGCGGCAAUGUCGUGCUUUUUCAACGAUUGUCUGCCAUGUGCGGAAUUGGAGCCGUCAACCAAUGGUGUUUAGGGUUUGAUCUGGGGCAUCCCCAUUUAUACUCCGUCGCUCUCGAUUUUCUAAAUUUUUCAUACGGUCGUUGGAAAGGAUCAUACCUGAGACGUAUUGAGAAAUCAUGUCUAUUGCAGUCGACAAACCUCCCCAGGAGGAGACGCCGACUUUGGGCGAUGAUAGCCGGCGAGAAGUCCACGAGAAAUCUGUAUACACGUCUGUGACACUUCCAGCCCACAAUCCAUCAGAACCCAUAAGACAAAAAUGGUAUCAGUAUUUCUCACCCGCCGACACCCCAGAGGAGCGGCGCCUUAUACUUAAACUGGAUGGACUGAUCGUCGUCUUUGUCUUUUUGGCUUAUUGGGCCAAGGUGCUUGAUUCCUCCGCGACGAGCACGGCGUACGUAAGUGGUAUGAAGGAGGACUUGAAGCUGUAUGGAAACCAGCUUAAUUACCUGAAUACAGUAUAUAUGGUUGGAUUUAUCACUAUGCAAAUCCCACUGACAUUGAUUAUGACGCGUUUCCCUGUCAAUUAUUUUCUUCCAGCAGCAGACUUGCUCUGGGGUGUGUUUACGUUGGCCCAGUACAAAGCGGGUAAUGUUACCCAACUCUACGCGUUUCGGUUCUUUGUUGGAGCACUUGGAGGAUUCUUCUUCCCUGCUGUCCAGUGGUACCUAGGCAGCUGGUACAAAAGGUCCGAAUUAAAUCGACGAGGAGCAGUUUUCUUUAUUGCCAGCUCAGUCGGCAGUAUGAGCUCUGGGUAUAUCCAGGCAGGCGCAUAUGAAAGGUUGAACAACCGAUUUGGUAUUGAAGGUUGGCGAUGGCUUUAUAUCAUAUGUUUUGCCUGUACCAUUCCCAUCGCGCUCCUGGGUCUUCUGGUUCUGCCUGGCACCCCCGAAAACUGUAGGUCUCGCAUUCUCACACCACGGGAAAUCCAAUUAGCCCAAGAGCGAAUGGCUUCAGAGCGCCGGGAACCAAGACAGCCAUUUACAAUGCCAAAAAUAAAGUCCAUCUUGACUCGAUGGCGCUUUUGGGUUUUGGUCGGUUUCGCAUUCUUCUUCUCCCAAGCCGACGGUGUAUCCUCAAAUAGUGGACUUUCGCUCUGGCUCAAAGCUGAAGGGUACUCGGUUGAGUCGAUCAACACCAUCACGACUGUAUCCCCUGCUGUCACUAUCGUAUCAUCGCUGAUUUGCGGUAUUGUCGCGGAUGCAUAUGAUGCCAAAGUUGCCCUGAUUGCGGGCACUGCAGUGUUGAAUAUAUUUGCCAGUAUUGUGCUCGCUAUCUGGAAUGUGCCUGUUGGACUCAAAUUUUUCGCAUUUUUCCUUUCUGGUACGGCGGAUGGGAUCGCGGCUACUAUUUACGCUUGGGCAAAUGAGAUUUGUGCUGGCGAUUCUGAGGAGCGUGCCGUUGUGAUCAGCGCUAUGAAUACGAUUGGAAAUACGUUCGGGGCCUGGCUCCCUCUUUUUGUUUGGAAGACAGUUGAUGCACCCAGGUAUUUUAUUGGGUAUAAUUGGACGAUUGCGCUGGAUGUAUGCAUGCUUGUCAUGCUAUUCGUAUUAAGACACUUCUGGAACAGAGACCAGAAGAAACGCCAGUAUUCCGAAUAAAUAUUUGGCAGCUACAGAUACAAUGUAGUAAAUCACACAAGCCACCCCGUUGUUAAAGUAACAGGGUAAUUGAGGGAAUAGAUAGAUAGAAAUGAUACUAGAUAUGUGCAAUUGGUGGUUAUUUUAGGGUAAAGCGUACUGAC